AUGCGCCGCCGGAACCUGAAAGCGCUGGACCUUGGAAGGGAUCGGGACACCAAAGCAGACCGGCUCUUCAAGGUCUUUGAUCUUGGGGCAGAUGCAAGAGGCUCGACCAGACAUGGCACUUCCAGCAAGUGCAGAGAACGAACUGCAGAGGAGGAACCACGUGAGGACGACACCAUUGGCUCAGGCGAACAUGCUCGAGCUUCCCUCACAGUGAAAGUGGAGGCAGCCGCUGGAAGCUCUUGCGACCUGCAUGAGCCGCAAGAGACGUCGAUGCAGGAGGAGGACGAGGAGGCGCUGGGCUUCAUCGUGGAUGCCGCUGCAGAUCAGACGGUCGCAGACAUGGUUCGACCAGCAAAAAAGCCUUCCAUGCCCGCGCUGACCAAAGAGGAGGUGCAGGAGGCUGAGGCGGCCUGGCGUGUGGAGGGCAGUGCCCGCGCCGGUUUUAAGGUCUUCCGCCGCAAAGAGCACACGAGCGAAGAUAACUCUCCGCCGACGCUGAAGAAGCGAAGCAGGAGCCGGAAGCGACGAAAGAGGUCGCACAG
Molecule: messenger RNA, 542 nt
Organism: Symbiodinium sp. CCMP2592
Lineage: Eukaryota; Dinophyceae; Suessiales; Symbiodiniaceae
Source: the annotation of a GenBank genome assembly